Eriocheir sinensis (Chinese mitten crab) is the source of this 3170-nucleotide messenger RNA. RefSeq names its product arginine-hydroxylase NDUFAF5, mitochondrial-like. The record is from RefSeq and is a predicted model, not a curated record. Lineage: Eukaryota; Metazoa; Arthropoda; Malacostraca; Decapoda; Varunidae. Bases 135 to 1253 code for a protein of 372 amino acids. Gene Ontology annotation, cellular component: mitochondrion. Gene Ontology annotation, molecular function: S-adenosylmethionine-dependent methyltransferase activity. The transcript has 10 exons. Gene Ontology annotation, biological process: mitochondrial respiratory chain complex I assembly.
GAUUGGAGCAUAUUGAGGAUCAGGAGGCAAAUCAUCCAGAAGAUACUUGGCCAGCCUGCACAUUCAUAAGAAGUAUCUGUGUGGCUGCAGCAGUCAUCUUGGUACAGGAUACAAAAUAAAACAAAGGCACAAGAAUGGUUCUCUGCCUUAUGAGGGUGGGCGUGAGAGGCCUCAAGAAGCAGUGUUGCUAUGGCAGCACAGCAGCAGGCCUGGGGGGCCCAUGGGUGGUGGCACCUAAAACCACUAAAGGGAUCCACAUCACAAGGAGGCUGAGUCAGCAGCAGGGAAGUACACUUAAUGUCUUUGACCGUCACACCAAACUACUUCAGAGGGAGAGAGCUGCAAAAGAUCCUGAGGCUGAACUCUAUGAUUAUCUUAAAGAAGAGGUUGGCUACCGGUUAUCAGACAGAAUUCUUGACAUUAAACGAGAGCUGAAAAUUGGGCUGGACCUGGGUUGUGGUCGAGGAUAUGUUGCUAAGAACAUCACAGAUGUGGAGUUGGAUCAUCUUUAUAUGAGUGAUUUCUCCCCAUCCAUGCUGGAGGCUGCACAAACUCCAGAGAACAUUAAGUCAACAAAAGUAAUUAUUGACGAGGAGCAGCCAUUUCCCCUAGAAUCUGGAUCUCUUGACCUUGUAAUUUCCAAUCUCAAUCUUCAUUGGGUCAACAACCUACCCGGGUGCCUGCGUGAAAUAAACAGAGUAUUGAAGGAGGACGGUGUUUUCCUGGCUUCAAUGUUUGGAGGAGACACCCUUUAUGAGCUGCGAUCCUCCCUGGUGUUGGCAGAGCUGGAGAGGGAAGGAGGAUUUGCAGCACAUGUCUCGCCCUUCACUGAAAUUCGGGACAUCGGUGGUCUCCUGAGCCAGUGUGGAUUCACCAUGCUGACAAUCGAUGUUGAUGAAAUAACAGUGGGCUUCCCCUCCAUGUUUGAGUUGAUGUGGGACCUCCAGGGAAUGGCCGAAAACAAUGCAGGAGUAUCCAGAAAGCCACACCUUCAUCGUGACACAUUGUUGGCUGCCAGUGCCAUAUACCAAGAGAUGUACAGCAAGGGUAAGGGAGUUCCAGCAACUUUCCAAAUAAUUUACAUGAUUGGUUGGAAACCUGACCCUAAGCAGAAAGUGGUCCCAGCAGAACGAGGCAGUGGUCAAAUUUCACUCAAAGACCUCCACAAACUUGAUGAAAUGGUGCGUGAGACUGGGAUGGAGGGCAGAAUAAAGUUUAUGAAGGAUAUGAUGGAUGAUGAUAAAAAAGACUAAGGCAGCUGAGGCAGGUUAGCUGCUAUAAAAUCUGUCAUACAUUGUUAGCUAAGUGACUGCUCUUGACUUUUCUGAAUUAUCUAAAGAGCCUAUUAGAUCCUAUUUUCCAACAAAACUUUCAAGUCAUAAUUUUAAAAAAAUGUAUAUAACAUAGCCUUGGGGCAUUCAUCCUUAAUUAUAUUUAAUGUUUGUCUUGCGUUGGUAGUAGAAAGAACAUUGAGAAAAAUCUAAGUACUGCUGAAAAUAAUGCAUUACAUUGUCCAUAGAAAUAUUGUAAUGAGGUGGUUAUAUGGAUGACAUUGAUUUGGAUUUGAUGAGUGAUAACCCAAUUAACUAAAAUACUUAAGCAAAUGAAUUAACAUGAGAGCAAGUGUGACAGUGGUAUGGAUAACCCCCUACCUACUCAAGGUAAGCAACAGUGUUACAGUCUGUUUCAUUUCAUCUGUCAGCCAACAAAGUGGGAAUUUUGAUAGAUGUGGCAUCUGCGCAUUUCUAGUUCGUGAAUACGUGAAAAUCAACUGUUGUGUUAGACGUUCAAGCUUUCUUUUCAAUAAUAUAUUUCAAUGUUUGUGUAUACAAACAACAGCUUGGUCAUUUCCACCGACAAUCUAACAUACAAGCACACAAAAAGACGAGCUUGUAUCAAACAACAGUCACAUCAUGUUCAAAUGAUCUAUGGUUUUUCAAAUUCGUUGAUUGAGAGCUCAUUUCAUAUAUAUUAAGAGACUUCUGGCUCUCCAAAUACAAAUAAAAGGUAUUCUAAUAAUUUACUGCAUGUAAAUAACAAUUAAUAUUCGAAAUAAUAUGAAAUAGUAAGUAAUAACUGUUGAAUGUGAUGCUAUUAUUAUUUUAUUAUUAUUAUUAUGAUAAGCUACCAAAGUCUCCCUUCAGGGUGCAGAUACAAGAAGUUGAACCACACACAAUUCCAAAAGGUACAGGAGAGAAGCAAAGGCAACGAAUAAUUAAGAAAAUGGCCAGUCAAAGGGAAAAAUAAAAUUACUAUUUCAAAAAGACAUUCACACAACACUUAAAUGUAGAAAUGUCUGCAGAAAAGACUAUCUCAUUGGGUAACUGAUUCCAUGAAUUUAUCAACAAUGGAAGAAAACAUCGUGAGAAUUGUGUCGUACAAAAAUUCGUUGGAUUAAAAGCAAGAUUGUUUUGACUAAGCAAACCUCGUGACCCGAGCAGGAGUAAAAGGAUCAGGCAAAUCAUUGUGUAAGGGAUGCUGAUUAUUCUUAAAAACUUCAAAUAAAAUGCUAGGCUAUUUAGAAUAUUAUCCAUGUUAUUUACAUGCAACACAAAAAUUCCUUAUGUAUAGGCAUUUGCAGAGCAAGAUGUCAUUUUAUGUACCUGAAUGAGAUGAAAUAUGGGUAUCUGAAAGGCUGUAAGUCAUUCGAGUAUCCAUCUAUAUAUAGCCUACUGUUUGAUAUUCAAGGUAGAUUAUCGAUGCAAAUUGGCACAUUUGCUGUUCACAUAAGAGGGCUUGAGGUUUUUUUGUAUACACAAACAUUCAAGUAUAUCACUGAAAAUAUAAAGUUGAUCCUCACGCAAUCAUGAACUAUCAAUGUGCAGUUGCCACAUCUACAUUCGCGAGUGGACAGAUGGAAUAAAACGGACUUUAGUAAUCCAAUUGUAAUGCAGCUACUUAUUAGUUUGAUAUAUUGUUGAUAAUGAUGUCUGUAUCUAUUACCUGGCCAGCAGUGGGUGUUAUAUUCCAGUACUUCAAUUACUAAAUAAAUAUUAGUCAUGCAAAUUAUGAUGCUCUUUCUAAGUCAGCAUAAUUAUGGAGUCAAAUGUAUUAAGGGCAAGAGCCACUAGCAUGAAGCAUUCAAUAAGGAUAUUGAUAUUUCUUGAUGUAUGACUUUCAGUAAUCUUAUAUUUUUGUAUAUAUUAGUUUUGUAAUAAAGACCACUGAUA